Messenger RNA from Chaetura pelagica (chimney swift), 870 nucleotides. RefSeq names its product CD80 molecule (gene CD80). Gene Ontology annotation, biological process: T cell costimulation; positive regulation of T cell proliferation; cellular response to lipopolysaccharide. Gene Ontology annotation, cellular component: external side of plasma membrane. The record is from RefSeq and is a predicted model, not a curated record. The transcript has 5 exons. Bases 1 to 870 code for a protein of 289 amino acids. NCBI's taxonomy places the organism in Eukaryota, Metazoa, Chordata, Aves, Apodiformes, Apodidae.
AUGCUAGGCUAUGCACUAGAGAAGAAAAUCAUCAAAAGCAAAGUGGGCCAAAAAGUCGGCCUCCCGUGUUGCCAUGAGAUUCCUAGCUCAGAAACCCUGCACAGUUACCGGGUCUACUGGCAGAAGAACGUCACGGGCGUCGUGCUCGCCUACGCAGAGGGGAAGAGCCUCUCUGACCACGUACCCUUCCUCCCACGGUACAAGAACCGGACAGAGAUGGACCCCAGGAACCUCACCCUGUGGAUCUCCCCUGUGGAAAUCCUGGACAAUGCCUCCUACCAGUGCGUGGUUCAGCACCUCAAACGUUUGCAGAACCCAUCUUUGUUGUGUGACGAGCAUGUCACCCUCUUUGUUACAGCUGACUUCAGUGAGCCGAACAUAACAGCAGAAGUAUCCACUAAUUCUUGUGAGUCAACUGAGAUGGUGGUAAGAUGUUCUUCUCACGGAGGUUUCCCCAAGCCCAAAAUCUCUGGAGCCCUCAACAACGUGUCCGUGGUGUGGAAUGUCAGCUGGGUGUCUGAGUCCCUCAGCCUGUACAACGUCACCGCUGAAGUGCGGCUCAACGUGACCAAGGAUGUCGAAUUCACCUGCUCCAUUGAAUAUGAUGGCUUUGCCAAGUCCACCACUUUGCUUCUGACAGACACAACUUUCUGCAUUGUCCCUACUGUACCUCCAUCUUAUAAUGUCAUUACUGCUUCAAGUAUCAUCAUUAUCAUCUUCCUUUUGGCUGUCAUCCUAGCAGCAAAAUACGUCCUAAGGCAUGUCUGUUCUUGCUGUUCUAAGCCUCAGGACUCAGUGGAAGAGAGUGUGAGGGAAUGUAUAGAGCUGCCUGUGAGCUCUCAAGUGACAUCUGAGACAUCCUUUGUAUGA